Molecule: messenger RNA, 1554 nt
Organism: Letharia lupina
Lineage: Eukaryota; Fungi; Ascomycota; Lecanoromycetes; Lecanorales; Parmeliaceae
Exons: 1
Coding region: 1-1554 (517 amino acids)
Biological process (GO): thiamine biosynthetic process
Cellular component (GO): cytoplasm
Molecular function (GO): hydroxyethylthiazole kinase activity; ATP binding; magnesium ion binding
Source: RefSeq, a predicted model, not a curated record
AUGGCCAUCGAUUACUCCCUCUACCUGGUUACGGACUCCACUCAGGCAAUCCUUGGAGACAAGGAUCUUGCUUCCGUGGUUGAGGCAGCUGUUGAGGGCGGUGUUACCGUCGUGCAGUAUCGAGAUAAGAAAAGCGAGACCGCUGAUCUGAUUCGCAUGGGAAAGCGACUCCGUGCCAUCACAAAGAAACACAACGUUCCCUUACUUAUCAAUGACCACGUCGGUGUUGCUCAGGCCGUUGGUGCGGAUGGAGUGCACCUCGGUCAGGAGGACAUGGACUUGGGAACAGCUCAAAGGAUCCUGGGUCCCGACGCCAUCAUCGGUGUGACAGCCAACAAUCUUUCCGAAGCAGUGGUAGCAGCGAGCGGAGGUGCCUCAUAUUUGGGGAUCGGAACUGUAUACGCGACGCCCACGAAGGAAAACACCAAAUCAAUUAUAGGCACCGCUGGGGUCAAAAGGAUUCUGGAUCGCCUGUCCACAAUGGAUAUGGCGAUCUCUACGGUUGCAAUAGGAGGGCUUAAUGACUCGAACGUGCAGCGUGUGAUGUUCCAAUCCAAAGCACCAAGCAAAGGACUUGACGGAGUAGCGGUGGUAAGUGCCAUCAUAGCCGCACAAGAUCCAAAAGCAGCAGCAGCUGGAUUGAGGUCUUCGAUAGGCAAAGUCCCUGUCUCCAUGAGCCCUAAUGCGGGUGAGAACCAGAAUGUCGAAACGCUGUUGAGCCAGAUCCCCCGCAUCGUCAAAGAAUUGGGCGUCAAGUCCCCCUUGUGCCACAACAUGACCAACUUAGUGGUCCAGAACUUCGCAGCAAAUGUGGCUCUGUGUAUCGGCGCAAGUCCCAUUAUGGCAAACUACGGCGAAGAAGCUAAGGAUCUGGCCGGACUGGGUGGUGCACUGGUCGUCAACAUGGGCACUGUCACACCAGAUGGCUUGACCAACUAUAUUUCAGCAAUCCGCGCAUACAAUGAAGUCGGUGGCCCUGUCUUGUUUGAUCCCGUCGGUGCAGGAGCCACGGCCGUCCGCCGGCAGUCCGUCAAGACGCUCAUGAGUAAUGGCUAUUUCGACCUCAUCAAGGGCAACGAGAACGAGAUUACAACGGUUCUUGGAGAAAGCUUGGUGCAGCAAAAAGGUGUCGACAUGGGCGCUAGCACCACUGAUGAGUCUGCCAAGGCCCAGUUGGUGAAGAAGUUGGCCGCAAGAGAACGGAAUGUCGUUCUCAUGACGGGGAAGACGGACUAUCUGAGUGACGGCGAAAGAACGUACGCAAUUAAGAAUGGACAUGACUAUCUUGGCAAUAUAACCGGCAGUGGCUGCACAUUGGGUACCACGAUAGCAGCGUUCCUCGCUGUGCACAAAGGGGAUAAGUUGCUUGCCGCCCUGGCAGGUAUCCUGAUGUAUGAGAUCGCGGCUGAGCAGGCUGGAGAGAGGGAAGACGUUAAGGGGCCUGGUACUUUUGUACCUGCGUUCUUGGACCAGCUGUAUAGGAUUGCUCAGAGCGCAUCAAAGGAUGAUUCUGAAUGGCUUCGGGCCGCGAACAUUGAGAAGUUCAGUGUCUGA